AUCUGAACGUCACUUACAUGCCAAAUGCAAGAGGUAACUCGGCACGUGCGCCCCACGUGCGAUCGGGCAUAUGAUGUCAGCGGGUGAACCCUGACAUGUUGAGCAAUUUGUUGUGCAUUUGGCUUGUGAUCUCGGGCAGGCAUCUCUAAUUCACGCUGUACAGUAGCUCUCGCAUAAAACGAUGGUAGCAUCAGGAGAUGCACCGGCCACCCCGCCCAGGUCAGGGACAGCGCGAGCGACGGUGCCCAUCACUCCUGAGCAGGUCCGGCGCAUGGAGGAGAGUCGUCUGAGGGCGAAGGCAUUGCAACUUCAACGGACCAGCAACGCAAGAAAAGACAGUUCCUCGGACCGAAGCCAGCCUGCAUCUUCCUACUUGAGCGCUGGUCAGAAGCGACCCCAUAACGCCAUCACUCGAGAUUUGCCUGCAACGAGCCGAGAUGCACGAAACAUGGCAGCGGCUUCGACGACAAACGGUGGCAAUGGGUUGUCAGCAGCUCCGGACUCGGGCAUCCGCGCUGCUCGGAAAUUCCAAAAGUAUGUUGAAUAUGAUUUCAGCAAGAUGACGGACACCAAAGGCGGUUUCAUGACGCAAGAGGACGACCCGCACAACAAAAAGCUGCACGCGCCGGAAGAAGAAGGUGGCAAGCCGGCGCACAUGUCGCUGCGAGAGUGGGAACAGGUGCAACUGCGUAGAAAGUUACGCGACCAAAGAGCUGGCCCGUAUGAGCCCGCUUUGUCAGUAUUAGAAAGGGCAGCCAAAAAAUGUCGAGAGUGUGGGACUUUGGAGAUCGACUGGUUAUGGGACGAUGCCCUCCGGUGUCAGGUAUGCAACAGUUGCAAGGACAAAUUUCCGGACAAAUAUUCGCUGUUGACCAAGACCGAGGCUCGGGAGGACUACCUACUCACGGAUCCGGAGCUCAAGGAUGAGGCCUUGCUUCCACAUAUUGAAAAGCCAAAUCCACACAAAUCUACCUGGAACAACAUGAUGCUUUAUCUCAGGUAUCAGGUGGAAGAGUACGCAUUUUCAGAUCAGAAAUGGGGUUCACCCGAGGCUCUGGAUGCAGAGUUUGAGCGACGGACAAAGGAAACCAAGGAGCGAAAAGAGAAGAAGUUUCGCACCAAACUCAACGAGCUGAAGAAGAGAACUCGCGUGGAAGCCUACAAACGUGCGCGCGGUGGCGGCGGUGGUGAUUUCGGGGAUGUCAUUGGGCAAGGUCGACACGAACAUGAAUGGGGUCGAGCCGUUGAAGACCCUGAGACGGGCAUGACGAAACGAAGUUGCUUGGAAUGUGGUAUGGAAGUGGAAGAAAUGAACUUCUGAUGUGCCCGUGGGUUCCUCGCAAUUCUUACCAUCACAAAUCUGGGCAGACAGAACAGCAAGACUGCCUUUAGUUCAGCCAUAAGAUGAGGCAUUGCUGGGUUUCACGUCAUACAUAUCGUCUGGCCAUAACGUAGAGAGACCAUUGAAUAGUCUAGAAUUUGAGGAUAACUGACGAUUUCAAUUUGAGCAGUCUCACUGCUGUGUCGGAACAGCGAACAUGUGAGCUCCACAGCCGAACAGAUUACGACCGAAUGCAGUCGACCAACAAGAAGUCAUAUA
Dissoconium aciculare CBS 342.82 is the source of this 1600-nucleotide messenger RNA. Its product is annotated as DNA repair protein. Gene Ontology annotation, molecular function: damaged DNA binding. The transcript is spliced from 2 exons. NCBI's taxonomy places the organism in Eukaryota, Fungi, Ascomycota, Dothideomycetes, Mycosphaerellales, Dissoconiaceae. Gene Ontology annotation, cellular component: nucleotide-excision repair factor 1 complex. The coding region runs from base 182 to 1321 and encodes 379 amino acids. Gene Ontology annotation, biological process: base-excision repair; nucleotide-excision repair, DNA damage recognition; nucleotide-excision repair involved in interstrand cross-link repair. The record is from RefSeq and is a predicted model, not a curated record.